AUGGUGGUUAUGGACACAUGGCAAUACUUCAUGCACCGAUUCAUGCACGUCAACAAGUUCUUGUACAAACACAUCCACUCCAAGCACCACACCCUCGUCGUCCCCUACGCCUUUGGAGCUCUCUACAAUCACCCCCUCGAAGGGCUCAUCCUUGACACCAUUGGAGGAGCCCUCUCCUUCCUCGUUUCAGGGAUGACCCCUCACACUGCCAUCUUCUUCUUCUCCUUCGCCACCAUCAAGACUGUUGACGACCACUGCGGCUUGUGGCUUCCGGGAAAUCUGUUGCAUGUUUUCUUCAACAACAACAGUGCGUAUCAUGACAUCCACCAUCAGCUCUAUGGCACCAAAUACAACUUC
Messenger RNA from Phalaenopsis equestris, 357 nucleotides. Its product is annotated as sphinganine C4-monooxygenase 1. The annotation marks the transcript as partial. The record is from RefSeq and is a predicted model, not a curated record. Gene Ontology annotation, molecular function: oxidoreductase activity; iron ion binding. Gene Ontology annotation, biological process: lipid biosynthetic process. The transcript has a single exon. Lineage: Eukaryota; Viridiplantae; Streptophyta; Magnoliopsida; Asparagales; Orchidaceae.